UCACAAGUAGUCGUUGUGAUUGGGCGUGGAAGUGCCUCGCUUUAAUUGAAAGUUUUCUCUCAUCAAUUAAAUAUUAAAAAACUUACAUUUUUACAAAAGAUUUAUUAACGGGCAUCCAUUUAUAUUAUUCAUCAUGUUUUCUACAAAGAAAAGUGUAGAGAAAUUCCUGCAAAUGUAUAAAAAUGAACUUCGUCGGCACAUUAGCAAGACAACCAGUGUAACUAAUUCGGAUGCAAUGGUACCCAGGCUGGACCAAAGUAACAUAACGUUAAAUCCGAAUGAAGAUGCGGGACCGAAGAGGUUGCUGAAGUUGCAGAAAUAUCACAGAUUCCUGUCGACCCUCACAUCUCAGCAAAUGCCUCUGGCAGCCCGUGGACUGGCAGUCUCCAAAGACCAGUCCCGGGAGUUUAUGGCUUGCUUUCCGGACAUCGUGAGGGACCUGACUGAAACUGGCAAGCAUAUUGACGUGCCCGAAGCCAGCAAAUGGUUGGCCAAGUUGUUGCAGUACAAUGUGCCUAAUGGAAAGAAAAAUCGUGGACUAGCAACCGUUCUUGCGUAUAAAAUGUUGGAGAAUCAACAAAAUUUGACACCAGAAAACAUCCACCUAGCGAACAUAAUGGGAUGGUGCACGGAAAUGUUCCAUACACACCAAAUGCUAUUAAGCGAUAUGAUGGAGGGUGCUGAGGAGCGACGCGGAGUGCCCUGCUGGCACCGACAGCCCAACGUUGGACUGGGUGGUAUCAACGACGGAGCUUUAAUCCACUCAGCCAUGUGUUCCACCUUGAAGCGUUAUUUCUCAAACAAACCUUACUACAAAAAUGUGCUUGAGAUGUUCAAUGAGAUGUUACUGAAAUGUUCGAUCGGCCAUUACCUAGAGAUGCAAAUGUUGAAAACAGACAAGCCAGACCUUUCGCUGUUUACAAUGGAGAAAUACGAAGCAAUAACGAAGUACAGGACGUCAUAUUACACGUUCCAAAUGCCUGUUGGACUCGCCCUGCUGAUGGCAGGAGUAGACGACCCAGAAACACACAGACAAGCUAAGACGAUUCUAUUGGAGAUGGGAGAAUUCUUCCAAAUUCAAGAUGACUUCCUCGAUUGUUUCGGAGAUCCAGCAGUAAUUGGUAAGAGCGGAACGGAUAUUCAAGACGGAAAAUGCACAUGGUUAGCAGUAGUUGCUCUACAGAGGGCGACUUUCGCACAACGUCAGCUAAUGGAAGAACACUAUGGAAGCUCAAAACCUGAGGAUGUCCAGAAAAUCAAGGACCUUUAUGAAGAACUACAAUUACCUCACACAUACUCAGUAUACGAAGAAGCAACUUAUGAUCUCCUUAGAACACAAAUACAACAAGUCACGAGGGGGCUUCCACAUGAUUUUGUACCUCAUCAACAGAGUUAUAAAUUGUCCACAAAUGCCUCCAUAUCAGAGAUGCAAAGAGAAAAGGAGACAUUUCAAGAUUUUCUUCCAGGCAUUAUUGAUUCAUUGAUGACAAAGUCGAAGUUUGCUGGCAUACCUGAAGUAGCUGAGUGGACCAAAGAGGUUCUACAGUACAACUUGCAAGGGGGCAAAAAAACAAGGGGUCUAACAACAACGUAUGCAUAUGAAACAUUGGAAAGUCCCGAAAAUAUUACCGAGGAAACUAUCAAAGUUAGCAGAGCUAUGGGCUGGUGUGUUGAAAUGUUGCACGCGUACUUUUUAGUAAUGGACGACAUAAUGGAUGGGUCGACGAAACGACGCGGCCUUCCUUGCUGGUACCUACAGCCGAACGUUGGCUUGGGGGCGAUAAACGACUCUAUAUUAAUAAACGCCUCCAUAUACGAGACGUUGAAUGUGCACUGCGGAAAUUUACCGCUAUACCGUAACAUUGUGGAUCUUUUUAAUGAGGCCAUACUGUACACGUCUGUGGGACAACACCUCGACUACACGAUGGCCCAUCGAAACAAAAACGACUACAGUCUUUUCACUGUAGAGAGAUACAGUUCUAUAGUGAAAUAUAAGACUGCGUACUACACGUACAAAUUGCCUGUGUGCUUGGGACUUUUGCUGACCAAUAACGCAGACCCUGAAACACACAAGAGGGCGGAAGAAAUAUGCUUGGAGAUUGGACAUUUGUUUCAAAUGCAGGACGACUUCAUCGACUGUUUCGGUGUGGAAAAUGUUACGGGUAAAAUCGGCACUGACAUUCAAGAAGGCAAAUGUUCUUGGUUAGCCGUACAAGCCCUGCAGCGGUGCUCUUCAAAUCAACGGAAAGUGUUCGUUGCAUGCUACGGAAGCUCUGAACCGGCGCAUAUAGAACGAAUCAAGAGAUUGUACGAAGAAUUGGAACUACCCUCAAUUUACCAAGUGGAGGAAAGGAAAAGGUACGAUUCCGUUGUAAAAAAUGUACGGAAACUACCGGAAAGCACUUCCAUGCCGCCUGAUCUGUUCCUAAAACUACUCGAUAUGAUAUACGAAAGAAAAAAUUAAUGUAAUUAAAUUUUGAAUAAGAGACACAAAAAGUACAUUUAUAGUCUACUUUUGCUCACUUGUCUUAUUAUGUAAACAAUAGUUUCAUUACUUUUUAGU
Pararge aegeria (speckled wood butterfly) is the source of this 2563-nucleotide messenger RNA. RefSeq lists its product as uncharacterized. Gene Ontology annotation, biological process: trans, trans-farnesyl diphosphate biosynthetic process. The transcript has 11 exons. Lineage: Eukaryota; Metazoa; Arthropoda; Insecta; Lepidoptera; Nymphalidae. Gene Ontology annotation, molecular function: dimethylallyltranstransferase activity; (2E,6E)-farnesyl diphosphate synthase activity. The coding region runs from base 134 to 2464 and encodes 776 amino acids. Gene Ontology annotation, cellular component: cytoplasm. The record is from RefSeq and is a predicted model, not a curated record.